Molecule: messenger RNA, 660 nt
Organism: Rangifer tarandus platyrhynchus (Svalbard reindeer)
Lineage: Eukaryota; Metazoa; Chordata; Mammalia; Artiodactyla; Cervidae
Source: the annotation of a GenBank genome assembly
AUGCGCCCCUCCGGGACCCCCCGAGACCCCCGGCGCCGCGAGGAAACGGGAUCCAAAAUCCAUCGCGGGCGGCGAGGGUCCCUGGGGAAGCCAAAGGCGGCCGGCCGGAGACGGAACUUUGCAAACUUCCUAACCCGCGCGCCCAGAAAAGCAGAGAAAGCCGACGGCCCAACUCUGCACGCCCGCGACCGUCCGGUCCGGCGCGCGCGCCCUCCCCUCCUGGCCGCCUGGGGUGCCGGCGGUCCCCGCCCCCGUCGUCGCCCCGCACCCUCCAGGGAGGCUCGGGAGCAGGGACCCCACUCACCGCCGGGAGCGCCCCGCGCCGUGCACCGCCGCGCCCUCGCCGAAGGUUCGCGUCCCAGGAGGCCGAGGGCGCAGGAGGCGGGGAGUCACCUGCGCGUCGGGCGGCGGAGGGCAGCGCGGGCCCGCCCGGGCCGCGCCUCCCGGGCCCAGGUGCCGCGCCGGCGAGGGCGGGGUGGGGACGGGUUGCAACAGGUCCCGCGCCGGGUCGCACCGCAGCGCGCGCAGCUGGCCAGCGUCCCGGAACCUGUCCGAACUCAGACAUCCAGCCCUCGGCCGGCAAAGCAAAAAACCCUUCUUUUUCUGUCCGCCCGCGGGGCUACCCAGCCUCGACAGGUCCCAGCAUCCGGGCCCGGGUGA